Molecule: messenger RNA, 1653 nt
Organism: Contarinia nasturtii (swede midge)
Lineage: Eukaryota; Metazoa; Arthropoda; Insecta; Diptera; Cecidomyiidae
Product: zinc finger and SCAN domain-containing protein 31-like
Exons: 3
Coding region: 1-1653 (550 amino acids)
Cellular component (GO): nucleus
Source: RefSeq, a predicted model, not a curated record
AUGUUGACAACAUGUGGAUUUCCGACAGUAGGCUCAACUCCAAGCUAUGACCAAAACUUUAUUAAACCAGAAAUCAAUGGACCAGUCGAAAUCAGCGACACAAGCGAUGAAGAGGAUCUGACAGAAAUGAAACUGGAAUUACCGUCUCCCAUUCUAGACGAUGAUUACGACAUACCACCUGAAUGGGACGUAAUGGAAGCUGACGAUGACAUUCCGGAGAUUGAUAACGAAUUAUAUCACGCCAGAGAGAAGACGAAUAAGCGCACAUCCACUGCCGUGUCAAACUUCGAAGAUGGUACCAAAGGUAACAACAUGGCAGGAACACCAAUGGAAUGCGCAAGAAAACGUGCAUUAGGUUCGAUUGCAAAAAAUGCACCGAAUAAAAAGUCAAAUUCCUCAAAACCAAUGGGAACGAAGAAGCGAUUCCAGUGCGAACUUUGUGCAUAUUCCAGCAAUUAUAAGGCUGACCUGAAGAAACACACCCUGAAAAAUCUGAAAAUGCUGAGCUGGGGUGACGAGAUGAACCAAAUGCUUACUGCAUUCGAAUACCAAGCGAAAUUUUCUCUGGCCAAUAUCAAACAGGCCCUCAAACGCAAUGGUUUCACGUUCAAUGCUGCCUUCAAGCAAUAUUUUUUGCGUGUUUCGUAUGAUCGGAUUAAGAAUACGUACGAUGAAUUCGAAAUAAAGUCAAUGUUCGAAGAUGAGAGCACGCCAGCAACCGACGAAUAUCCGAAUUCAUUUCACACUUCGAGUCAAGCCAUGAACAAUACACAACCAACAACCAAUGAACCAUUUGAAAUCAUUGACACGAGCGACGAAGAGGAUGAAGCACCGAAAAUGCAACGCGCCAUUCGAUACGAUGGCCAUGGCAUAUCAAAUGAAUCAAACGAUUAUGGUCAAUUGGACGACGAUGGAAGCUACACCGAAAUGUCGGACAUGAAAUCAAACGUGUUCUAUUAUCAAGGAGAUGUUUCGAGUAACAGAGAUGGGGAUCGCAUUGGAAAUGGAAUGGACAACGCAAUGAAGGCGGUCGAAAUGGAACGGGACGAUAGCAUUCCGAUAGUUGGCAUCACUAUGGACACAACGAUCCAAAACACAUCAACUGUGAAAUUGAACAAUGACUCAAACAACAUGACAGGAAGAUCAAAUGGACGUCCAAGCAAACAAACUGAAUCAUUGCGACGUAAAAACUCAACUUCGUCAAACCAAAUGGGAACGAAGAAACGAUUCCAGUGCCAACUUUGUGAAUAUUCCAGCAAUCAAAAGGGAAACUUCAAUGUUCACAUGCGUACUCACACCGGUGAGAAACCGUAUCGAUGUGAUAAUUGCCACAAAGAAUUCGCAAGAAUGGAACAUUUGAAGAGGCACAAAGUGUCUCACACUGACCAAAUUCCGUUCCAUUGUCGUGGCUGUUUCAAAGGAUUUUCCCAGAAGACCGAAAAAGAUGGCCAUGAAAAAAUGUGCAAAUUACGUCGAUACGAAUGUCAUAUUUGCAAGAAGUUUGUCACAGUCAACAAGUGUGAUUUGAAAAUUCAUAUGCAACAGCAUACUGGUGCAAAACCGUUUCGAUGCGAGGUUUGUAUGAAGUGCUUUAAGCGAAAAGAGCAUCUGAAGAAGCAUUUGGACCAAAUGCACACUAGAAAAAAUCCAUAA